Messenger RNA from Macadamia integrifolia, 555 nucleotides. Its product is annotated as putative F-box protein At5g55150. NCBI's taxonomy places the organism in Eukaryota, Viridiplantae, Streptophyta, Magnoliopsida, Proteales, Proteaceae. Bases 1 to 555 code for a protein of 184 amino acids. The transcript has a single exon. The record is from RefSeq and is a predicted model, not a curated record.
AUGGAUGACUGUGUGGUCAUAGCGAUUCAUUGUGGCCAUUGUUUAGCCUUCUGUAGGCCAGGUGCUGAGUCGUGGAUUGCCGUUGGAAAUUACCCUUACUGGUUUGAAGACAUUAUUUUCUACAAUGGAAAAUUGUAUGCCAUUACUUCUCAAUUUGAUCUUAUGCUUGUGGAGUUGGGUUCUCAUCCCAAAGUAACAAGUUGUAGCAUUACUCCUCCAAAAGUGGAACUUAGUUUUACAUCCUUUUAUUUGGUGGAAUGUCUUCGAGAGUUGUUGAUGGCUAUAAAAUGUUGUACGUUCAAGAUAUUCAAGUUAGAUCCAAAGGGUCCGUGCUGGAUUAAGAUUGAGGACUUGGAUGACCAAAUGCUCUUUAUCGGCACGAGAAUUGGUUUUUCUCUCUCCGCACUUGACUACCCUGGAUUUAAAGGAAAUUACAUAUAUUUCACAGAUGACUCUAACAAUGGACUGGCAAGCGUGUUUCACUUGGAAGAUAGUAGUAGCAUUGAAACUUUUUCUUCAAAUUGUUCGCAUUCUUCUCCAUCUUUGCCCAUCUAG